Molecule: messenger RNA, 1079 nt
Organism: Galeopterus variegatus (Sunda flying lemur)
Lineage: Eukaryota; Metazoa; Chordata; Mammalia; Dermoptera; Cynocephalidae
Product: nucleoporin NUP53-like
Exons: 2
Biological process (GO): regulation of DNA-templated transcription; NLS-bearing protein import into nucleus; nuclear pore organization
Cellular component (GO): nuclear pore central transport channel; nuclear membrane; nuclear pore nuclear basket
Molecular function (GO): structural constituent of nuclear pore; phospholipid binding; single-stranded DNA binding
Source: RefSeq, a predicted model, not a curated record
AUGGCAGCCUUUGCUGUGGAACCCCAGGUGCCCACGCUGGGAUCUGAACCAAUGAUGCUGGGUUCACCCACAUAGCCAAAACCAGGAGUUAAUGCCCAGUUCUUACCUGGAUUUUUAAUGGGGGAUUUGCCAGCUCCAGUGACUCCACAACCUCAAUCAAUUAGUGGCCCUUCAGUAGGAGUAAUGGAAAUGAGAUCACCUUUACUCGCAGGUGGGUCACCACCACAACCAGUUGUACCAGCUCAUAAAGAUAAAAGUGGAGCUCCACCAGUUAGAAGUAUAUACGAUGACAUUUCCAGCCCAGGACUUGGGUCAACACCUUUAACUUCAAGAAGACAGCCAAACAUUGCAGUAAUGCAGAGUCCUCUUGUUGGGGUUACAACUACUACUCCUGGGACAGGGCAAAGUAUGUUUAGUCCAGCAAAUAUUGGUCAACCACGAAAGACGACAUUAUCUCCUGCCCAGUUGGAUCCUUUUUAUACUCAAGGAGAUUCUCUGACUUCUGAAGAUCACCUCGAUGACACUUGGGGGGCUGUGUUUGGGUUUCCUCAAGCAUCUGCUUCCUAUAUAUUAUUACAAUUUGCACAAUAUGGGAAUAUCUUAAAACAUGUGAUGUCUGGGGCUGGAAAUUGGAUGCAUAUUCGUUAUCAGUCUAAACUGCAGGCCCGGAAAGCCUUAAGCAAAGAUGGGAGAAUUUUUGGUGAAUCCAUUAUGAUUGGUGUAAAACCAUGUAUUGAUAAAAGUGUUAUGGAAAACAGUGACAGAUGUGCUUUAUCAUCUCCAUCUCUAGCCUUUACACCACCGAUCAGAACCUUAGGUACACCAACACAACCUGGAAGUACUCCUAGGAUUUCUACCAUGAGACCUCUUGCUACAGCAUACAAAGCUUCUACUAGUGACUAUCAGGUUAUUUCUGACAGACAAACGCCAAAAAAAGAUGAAAGUCUUGUAUCUAAAGCAAUGGAGUACAUGUUCGGCUGGUAGUAUAAUAAGAGCUAAGAACUACCAAGGAGGAGGUUGCUACACUAAAAGAGUUAGCAGAGUACUGCCGGUUUCCUUUGGUUAGUUUUAUAACCACU